Molecule: messenger RNA, 855 nt
Organism: Vitis vinifera (wine grape)
Lineage: Eukaryota; Viridiplantae; Streptophyta; Magnoliopsida; Vitales; Vitaceae
Exons: 1
Coding region: 1-855 (284 amino acids)
Biological process (GO): shoot system development; root development
Source: RefSeq, a predicted model, not a curated record
AUGUCAGAUCAAUUAGCUUACCUUCUAGAUCCCAUCCUACCACUCAAAAUCCAAGAGGAGCUUUACAAGCUCAGAAAAUGGGAGGCAUCAUCCACAUCAACAUUGGGGACAAUACACAAUGGCCUCUCUGGAAUGGAAGAGUUGUACAAAUGCUUGGAUGAUCUUCUUAGUUUGCAGUCCACCCAACAAGCCAUCUCCCACCAUCAACAUGAGAAAUGGGUCGAAGAAUUGUUGGAUGAAUCUGUAAGCCUUUUAGAUGUUUGUUGCAAUACAAGGGAUGUAAUAUCACAAUUUAAGGAAAAUGUUGGAGAUCUUCAAUCUGCUCUCAGGAGGAGAAAAGGAGAUUUGUGCAUUGAAAGCAGCAUCAACAAUUACAUUCGUUCAAGAAAGAAGAUGAACAAGGAUGCCAAAAAGUUGCUAGCAGCAAUGAAGAAGAUGGAUAACAAAGCUGGGGCCUCUCCACUCUUAGAUCAAAAUCACCAGCUCUCCACAGUGAUCAGAGUGCUCAGAGAUGUUAAUGCAAUGAGCAUAUCUAUCUUCCAGUCACUUGUGUUGUUCUUGUCCACACCAGUGUUAAAGUCAAAACCAAGUAGAUGGUCACUGGUUUCAAAAUUUAUGCAAAAGGGAGUGGUUUCUUGCGAAGAAAAGCAUGAGAAUGUGGAAGAGUUGGAGAAUAUAGAUAUUGCACUAAGCAAAAUUUCAAGCGACAGAGCGGACUUGGAGACAAUGCAAAUUGCUCAUAAAGGACUGGGGACAUUGGAGGUCAGCAUUGAAGGCCUUGACAAUGGUUUGGAGUGCAUGUUUAGGGACUUGAUCAAAACAAGAGCCUCUCUCCUCAACAUCAUCUCUCACUAA